Echinostoma caproni is the source of this 495-nucleotide messenger RNA. Lineage: Eukaryota; Metazoa; Platyhelminthes; Trematoda; Plagiorchiida; Echinostomatidae. The record is from the annotation of a GenBank genome assembly.
AUGAAAAAUUUGAUUGUGAAAGCAGCCCUAUCCCCGUGCGAAGAUAGCGGUAUCAAUUUAUUCUCAAGGGGCAGAAUGUCUGAUCUAGAUUAUGCAGACAAAGGUGUGCUACUAAGUGAAGAUCCAGGUAUGCCGGACCCCUUCACAGCAGCCGUGGCAGCUGCUGUAACUGGUAGUUCGGCAGCUCAGGCGGAAUACUAUCAAGCAUAUCAACAAUACUACCAGCAGUACUACGCAUCUCAAUAUGCGGCCCAGUUUUACGCUGCGAGCAGUGCCACGGACACAUCCACCACCUCUGCUGGGCUCACAAGCAUUUCGGGGGAUCGAGGAACCACAACAUCAUCUUCGAAUCACGAAUCGAUUGUGCAACAAAAUGCGGUCCUUGACGAGGUGGCCUCACAGUUAUACGCUCGCGCAUUACAACGCGCUCAUGGUCGUGGUUCACAGGAAUAUGCACCCGCUGGCGUGGCUGAAGCUCCGACUUCCUUGUUGUAA